GGAAGGGAAAACGACUCAGAGGGAAAGGGGAGGGUGUCGCUCAGCUGAGGCAGACUGUAUAUAAACUGUGAAGAGCAGAAACCUGACAGCGGCUCCUGAGCAUCGUCUGAAGACUUGAAGCUGUCCCGAGCACAAGGUAUUUCAUCAUGGACAUAACCAUCAGUAUGCUGGACGGGAACUCCCACCACCUGAGUGUGGACCCCCAUGACACAGUGGGCUCUCUGAAGAUGAAGAUCCAGCAGAUGCUCGGAGUUCGCUGUGAGACGCAGAAGCUGGUUUUUAUAAACGGCAUGAACACUCAACUCAGCGACGACUCCCAGACCAUCAGCCACUACGGCCUGCAGCCCGGCGCCACGGUGUCGCUGCUGGUGACGCAGCCGGCGACCGUGCAGGUGUUCCUCAAAAACGAAAAGGGCAAGAUGAGCACCUACGACAUCACACCCGAGGAGACUGUGGGCCACUUCAAGAGCCGGGUCCAGAGCAGAGAGGGGGUCCCGGAGAGCCAGCAGAGGCUCAUCUACCAGAGCCGAGAGAUGGAGGCUCAUCAUAAACUCUCGCACUACAACGUCAAAGCGAUGAGCACCAUCGACCUGUGUCUCCGCCUGAGAGGAGGCUGAGGACAUCCUGGUUCAUAUAUUUUAUUUUCUUAACAUUCCUUUAUUUAAUUUUAUUUAAUCACAAGUUUCAAAUGCCUAUUUUUCUUUCUUUAUUGUUUAUUUUCAUUCGGACCAAGUAUUGCAUUCCUCAUGUAAGCUGGUGCAUUCCAUAACAUCUUAAAAACAGGAUAAAUUUGUUAUUUGGCUUUGUCACUACAGAUUUGUUAUAAACACACAACACAGGUUUAUAUUAACUGUACCCUGUUAAAAACAAAUAAAAAUAACUUUACAAAUGUCAA
This is a messenger RNA of Cyclopterus lumpus (lumpfish), 895 nucleotides long. Its product is annotated as polyubiquitin-like. Gene Ontology annotation, molecular function: protein tag activity; ubiquitin protein ligase binding. The record is from RefSeq and is a predicted model, not a curated record. Gene Ontology annotation, cellular component: nucleus; cytoplasm. The transcript has 2 exons. The coding region runs from base 147 to 617 and encodes 156 amino acids. Lineage: Eukaryota; Metazoa; Chordata; Actinopteri; Perciformes; Cyclopteridae. Gene Ontology annotation, biological process: protein ubiquitination; modification-dependent protein catabolic process.